Pongo pygmaeus (Bornean orangutan) is the source of this 14091-nucleotide messenger RNA. It is a transcript of the gene ZC3H6, whose product is annotated as zinc finger CCCH-type containing 6. Gene Ontology annotation, biological process: negative regulation of DNA-templated transcription. Gene Ontology annotation, cellular component: nucleus. Gene Ontology annotation, molecular function: metal ion binding; RNA binding. The transcript is spliced from 12 exons. NCBI's taxonomy places the organism in Eukaryota, Metazoa, Chordata, Mammalia, Primates, Hominidae. The record is from RefSeq and is a predicted model, not a curated record. The coding region runs from base 7681 to 10887 and encodes 1068 amino acids.
UAACUUUUAAAAUGUCUCAAAAAAAAGCUAUGGCAAGCUAAUUCACAGUUUGGUUUAUUCAUGCAAUAGUCUGUCUCUGCUUAUGAUAUAAAGUAUAAUAUAUUUUAGGAAUAGUGUGGUUUUCUUCAUGAUAUCAAACAUACAAGCUUAUGGAUAUAUUUAAAAAUUCUUAAUUUUCUAGAUUAAUGUUCAGCACUACUUCUUCCAUCUUGCAUUGGAGGGGGGCAGAUAAUUAAUAAUUAUCAGAUAUUUUCUUAUCAAAAACAAAUUUGUUGGAAAAUUUUUUUUUUUUUGAGACGGAGUCUCGUUCUGUCGCCCAGGCUGGAGGUGCAGUGGUGCAGUCUUGGCUCACUGCAAUCUCCGCCUCCCAGGUUCACGCCAUUCUCCUGCCUCAGCCUCCCGCGUAGCUGGGACUACAGGCGCAUGCCACCACGCCCUGCUAAUAUUUUUGUAUUUUUAGUGGUGACGGGGUUUCACUGUGUUAGCCAGGAUGCUCUAGAUCUCCUGACCUCGUGAUCCACCCACCUCAGCCUCCCAAAGUGCUGGGAUUACAGGCGUGAGCCACCGCCCCUGGCCGGCCGUUGGAAACAUUUUGAAGGAACUCUUUGUAAAUAAAAUACAUGGCAUGCCUUUCUGUUUUACUAUACAGUUGCUGAUUUAUCCUUUACUUGGUUACUUUGAAUCAUCAUUAACAUCUAUUGUCACCGUAAUCCCUGUGAUCACUAGAUGUCAUACUCCAUUUUAUGUUUUAUUGUUGCCUUGGGGAGACUUUGAGAAUAUGAGAGGUGUUCAUGCAGACUGCUGCUGAGUGUUGCAUAGAAAUGGAAUAAAGUACAAAUACCUUCAGGAACAGACUCCAAACUUGGUCUAUUCCGCUUCCUUUCAUUUUUUUUUUAAACCUAUUCCAGAUAAUUUUUCACUGGUAUUCUCUGAAGGAAAAUAAGAGAAAUUUCCUCUUAGAAUCCCUUCUCCUUGGAUUUAUAACCUUUCCCAGUUCAUUUCUAUGGAAGUACUUGUAGUCCAGCAUAGUAAUUCUAUUCAGAUAUGUAUAGUUCAGUUAAGUCACGAAGGGAAAGGAAGCUUUCGUUGAGGGCUAUCUACUAGGUGGUACAGUGCUAGGUAAUUAACUUUGUCUCAAUCCUUAAACAACUCUGCAGUGGUAAGGGUGAUUAAUUCAUCCCAUUUUGUAGAGAAGGGGACUGAAUGUUAGAGGGAUGGCAUAAUUUCUUCAUGUUCAUAUAGGUAGUACAUUGGGAAGCAGAAUUUGAACACAGAUCUUUCUGAUUCUAGAGCUUUGUGUUCUUCUACCUUACUAUGAUGUUAAGUAAUUAGUUUUAACAUGCCACUUAAGUUUAAAGCCUUAAGUAGUCCUUUUAAGAAGUCUUUUGUUGCUGGUUAUUCUCAUUUAACACUCCUAUUUUAAUUUCCAGGUUCAGGUGACCUCACUUUGCCAGAACCGUGGGUCUUCAUGAAAUAAGAGAUUUCAUUUGGUUUUUGUUUUUGUUUGGAUCCUCUCUAACUUUAGAUAGAAAUUGCUGUUAUGGCAAUCACCUACCUCACUAUAUUCCACUUUGUCUUCUGGAUAUUGGUGCUCAGCUCUUUUUUGAACUGCAAACCUUAUUAAUAAAAUAGUUUUCAUUUCUUUGAGUGUUCCUCUUCUGACCGCCCACCUCCCCCCCCACCACCCUACUGACUUUGAUGUGGAGCUGAACUGAACCACUUUUUUUUUUUUUCUUUUUUUUUGAGACGGAAUCCAGCCCUGUUGCCCAGGCUGGAGUGCAGUGGCACAGUGUCGGCUCACUGCAACCUCUGCCUCCAGGAUUCAAGUGAUUUCCGGCUAAUUUUUGUAGUUUUAGUAGAGACGGGGUUUCACCAUGUUGGCCAGGCUGGUCUCGAACUCAAGUGAUCUGCCCACCUCGGCCUCCCAAAGUGCUAGGAUUAUAGGCGUGAGCCACCGUGCCAGGCCCUGAACACUUUUUUUUUCUUUUUUUCUUUUUUUUUGAGAUGGAGUCUCUUGCUCUUGUCACCCAGGCUAGAGUGCAGUGGCGCGAUCUCGGCUCACUGCAAGCUCCGCCUCCCGGGUUCACACCAUUCUCCUGCCUCAGCUUCCCAAGUAGCUGGGACUACAGGCACCCACAAGCACGCCCAGCUAAUUUAUUGUAUUUUUUAGUAGAGACGGGGUUUCACCGUGUUAGCCAGGCUGGUCUCGAUCUCCUGAUUUUGUGAUCCGCCUGCCUCGGCCUCCCAAAGUGCUGGGAUUACAGGCAUGAGCCACCGCGCCGGCCCUGAACCACUCUUUAUCAACUUAUCUGGGACCCUAAAAUGAAAUAGGGUGACCCAUUUUCUAGCUUUAUAUGAUUUUCUGGCUUCAUAUGGUUAAGUCUUUUUAACGUUUUUUGUUUGUUUUGUUUUGUUUUGUUUUGUUUUUGAGACAGGGUCUCUGUCACCCAGGCUGAAAUACAGUGGCCCAAUGACAGCUUACUCUAGCCUCAACCUCCCAGGCUCAGGUGAUUCUACCACCCCAGCCUCCAGAGUGGCUGGAGCCACAGCCACGCGCCUAACACCUGGUUCAUUUUUGUAUUUUUUUAUAGACAUGGGGUUUUACCUUGUUGCCCAGGCUGGUCUCACGCUCCUGGGCUUGACCAGUUCACCCUCCUCAGCCUUCCAAAGUGCUGGGAUUAUAGGCAUGAACCACCGUGCCCAGCUUUUGAAAAACCUGUACAAUAAAAAGUUUGGACUAAUGUUCUUUGAGCACUUAAAAAAAUGCUAUUCAGUUAAAAAAAAAAAACCUAUAGCGUCUUAUAACUCCAAAUCCCAUACUGUCACCCAGCUGGUCUGCCCUGGUGACCACCAUUUCCUGACAAACGUUCAGAUAACUCCUGAGGAAUUGAAGAAAUUCACAUUUAUGACCCAGUGACACUGGCUUUGUCUCAGUUCCUAUAGUGUGUCAUACUCUGUUCUACACAGAAGUUUUGCUUAUUCUAUUCCUUUGUUUGCAGAGGUCCCUUCCCCAUCCCCUAUCUCUCAGGCAGACUCCUCAUCUCAGUUUAUUUACGACUUCCUCAGGGAAAGCCUUCCACACUUCCCUGACGGAUGACUUUCCCCUAUUGUGCGUGCUCAUAGCACCAUUUACCUACUUUGUAUACUUGUGUGGUUAUUUUAUGUUUAUUUGUGUGAUUCUUUGAUUGGUGUCUGUGCUGCCCCAAGAUUAAAAACUUCAUGAGAGAAGAAACCAUGUCUUUUUCUUGUUUUUGUUUGCCAUUGUAUCCCCACUGAGAACAUGGUGAAUAAAUACAUGUUAAAUGAAUGAAUGGCCUUUUUUUUUUUUUUUAGCUGGAAGGACAUAAAAUGCUUACAUACAUAUAGUUUUUAAGAAUUAUGGCUCCAGAUAUUUUGGAUUUCAUCUCUGGAUUAAGUCAGAAUGUCAGACAAUUGUGUACUUUCACAGUAGUACUUUGUUCCUUUACAUAAUUGUUUUUUCUUAAUUGAACUUUGGUAGUGUGCCCUUGGCUCAAAUUGGCAUAUGCUGUAAGCAAUAAAAUGUUGCAUUGAUUGUAUGGACACUCUUGAGGACAGUGUCUGCCAUAUCAAGUACUAUCCAUUAUAUCAGAUAAUAUUGUCAUUAUGAGGACUCAGAGGAGAAAUUUCUCUCUGAUCUUACUCCCAGAAAAAAAGUGUGCUUUCCUGGGAAAACAGACAAAAACUGGUCUGUUUUUGUCUUGGAAGCACUGUUGUCUUAGGCCUAAUUUUUGUUUCCUGAAGCUCAAAGCCAGAUUUGUUAUUGACAUCUAAAAAUUAGUUAGGGGUUUCUGGCAUACCCUGUGUAAGCUAAUCUCAGUUUUAGUUUCAUCUUAAUCUCUAGAAUUUUAACUGUGGUUAUGUGAUUAUUUACAUAUUUUAUAGUUUGUUCAAUAAAAUACUCUUUUUUUUGGAACAGAGUCUCACUUUGUCGGCCAGGCUGGAGUGUACAGUGGCACGAUCUCAGUUCACUGCAAUCUCUGUCUCCUGGGCUCAAACAAUUCUCCUGCCUCAGCCUCCUGAGUAGCUGGGAUUAUAGGCAUGUCCCACUAUGCCUGGCCAAUUUUUGUAUUUUUAGUAGAGACGGGGUUUCACCAUGUUGGCCAGGCUGGUCUCAAACUCCUGACCUCAGGUAAUCCAUCUGCCUCGGCGUCCCAAAGUGCUGUGAUUACAGGCAAGAGCCAUCGUGCCAGGCCUCAAUAAAAUAUUUUAUAAAUACCUUUAAGGAAUAAUACAAACACCACCAGGGCUUAAAUAAAUAAAUCUAAAUCAAUCUGCUUGCUGGUUAAGUAAUGAGUUCAGUGUUUCUCUCCGCACAGAAAGUGGAAGAGAUAGAUGAAGAAGAAAAUAAAGCUUAUUACAUGUUGGGAAGGAUUCUAGGCACUAAGUUCCUUUUUUUGAGACAGAGUCUCAUUCUGUCGCCCAGGCCAGCCUGCAGUGGCUUGAUCUCAGCUCACUGCAACCUCUGCCUCCCAGGUUCAAGAGAUUCUCCUGCCUCAGCCUCCCAAGUAGUUGGAACUACAGGCACCUGCGACCACGCCUGGCUAAUUUUUGUAUUUUUAGUAGAGAUAGGGUUUCACCAUGUUGACCAGGCUGGUCUCGAAUUCCUGACCUGAAGCGAUCUGCCUGCCUUGGCCUCUGAAGUGCUGCGAUUACAGGCGUGAGCCACUGUGCUUGGCCAGUUCUAGGCAUUAAGUUCUAAUUGGUUCAUCUGGGGACUCGAAAUUCUCCAUUUUAUUUUAUUUUAUUUUUUCUGCUUUUGUCACAAAAGCACAGACAUUGCUUAACAAAGAGGUCUGAGAUGGGAUAUGAGUGAUAAGUUCAGGGGCAUAGGGUCAACACUUUUGAGUGUACAGACUGGGAACCUGGCAGAGUUUUAACAAUCCCCUCCCCUAUUUUGACCAUCCGUUAGUCCUGUAGAAGUAGAGCAGAUGAUUACGUAUUCACUGCUGUAUGGCUUAUUACCUUUGUAGGAAUUCUAACUGAAGGGCUUGGCAUUUGGCCUGACUGAAUAUCAGAAUCCCUUUAUUUUUCCUUCCAUUGCAAAAUAAUUUUUUGUGCCGUCAGUGAAAUAACAGCUAUGCAGUGGCAUAUACAGCUCUGGAGACCAGGCAUUAGAAGACUGUGAGACAAGAAUAACCAGAAUGAUGAUAAGGAGACUCUGGAAGUCACUUUAGAUUGAUGACCAAAGAUUUCCUUACUUUGACCAGGAGGUCAGAUCUCAAGGGGCCUUCUGGGUCCACUUUUGAUUAGCCAAAUUGUCUUUUCUUUCAGUUUGACUAUAGGUUAGUCAACCUUCCCUCCACAUUCAUCAGGGAAUGUUAGCAAUAUGUCAUAUUUUUUUCUUGGUGUACCAUUAAGCAAUCUAAAGCUAUGCUGUUACCUGUAACCACUUGGAUUAAUUAUUUUAGAUUAGUUGGUUAUACUUCUAGGGCUUUAUGGCUUUAUCUUUUCAGUCAGCAUUAUUAACCAAGUUUUGAUAGCUUUUUCAAGUUUUGUAACCCCCAUCCAGGGAGAUCAGUGUCCUCUCGGACACUCCCAGGUAAGCAUGAUCUCCUGGAAGACAUGAGAAGUCUCUUAAAUCAUCUAAUUAUUACAUUGGAGCUAUAUAAUAACUCCAGUAUACCUGGAGUUAUUAUGUGUAUAUGCAAGUUACGUUCUAAUGAGGCAAAUAUAAAUAAAUAUGUUGUUGAUUCAGGAGGUAAAAAUUAGGAGAGCGACAUGUAGUUUUAAAAACAAAAGAGGAAUUACUUGUAACAAAAGUAAGUAAGAAAGGAAUUCUCAGUUAUCUCUUGGGUGGAGAUACCUUGCAUAGAGUUCAGCAAAAAUUGCAAAGGUUGUCAUAGGACUAUGGAGGCCAUUAGGCUAAUUAAAAUUUAUAAUAUUGCCCAUAUAUUUGUACUAAGUCUCAUUCCUGAAGGAUUGUAUAUUUGGGUUGAGGCUUUGAGAAAUUCUAAGACUGGCUUGAGCAGUAAAACAAACCAAGUAAAAAUUGUCAUGGCUGUAGAUAGUCAAAAAGGGGUAAGCUAAGUUUCUGCAAACUAAAUAAUUUCAGAGGGUGUAAGAAUGUAUUGGAUAAAGGAUGAAGAUAAAAAGCGCUUUGAAGACUAUUGAUACUCAUCAGAUUUUACCACUGAUAAUUUUUCAAGAGGAACUGUUUAUGAAACUAUAAAGAGAAAAUGGAGAUACAAAAAGCCAUCCAAGAUAUAAAUGCCGAAGGCCAAGUUUUGAGAUAAACAGAAAAUCACAAAAACUCAUGUCAGGUGGAUCUUCCAUGGCCCCAGUGUGAGCAGACGGUAUUUUCCUUGAGGAGAAAUACUAGUUUGGUGGGGAUAAGGUAGGGAGUUAGUUUAAGGAUUAAUCAAGAGAACUAUACAUAUGCUAUUUAGGUUGAGGGAAAAGAUCAGAAUAGGCAUGGGCAAAGCCUAGACUCAGUCAAGUUACCUAUCAAGCAAGCUGACAUAUUCAUACAGUUUAUUAAUUACUUAGACAAAUGCAUGAUCAGCAUGGUGUCAGCUCCUCAUGUCCCUCAUCUGCAGGGUAACACUGAAACCAGACGGGGCCACAUGAUAGGUAAUAUGAGUGGUGGGCACUCUGUUGCUGAGGAACAGUUUCCAUCCUGUAGCUAAGCAAUUUUUUAGCCUACAGCUACAUCCUAAGGAGUGGGCAAGGUGGUGAAUCUCAGACCUCAUGGAACCAGGGAAGGUGGAUGAGAAACUGCCUCCCAGCAGGCUCCCACAAAAUAUGGAGGUAGGUAAGAAAUAGCCUUGUAGCAGCACCUCACAAUACUGCCUAUCUUUCCAUAUUCUGAAGGAACACAGAGCAUUCUGCCAACGCUUAGGUCAGCCUAUCGUUGGGCUUACCUAAGCGGCCUAUGUGGAGGCAUGCAGGUUUUCCAGGGCACCAAUACAGAGCAGUUAUCCUACCUUAUCAUCUAUAGUAAGGAAGAAACGACUGUGUGAAUUAGUACAAAAGCAUGAAAAGGAAAAUGUUGUAAGUAAGCAUUUCAGACAUCUAGGAAAUUUUGUUCUGUUGGUCUUAGGAUAAGCAUUCUAAUUCUAUUAAGUUGUUUGCUCCUGGACUGGAAAGAAAUCCUAGAGAUUCUGACACAGUCAUUUGGUACAUUCUGAAGAUUGUCUUUUUCUGUGGUGAUCAUAUUAUCCCAAGAAGUUUGCAUUCAUGAGUAAUGUCAUUGUACUAUCAUCUGUCAGGAGUACUUGUAUAGUCUUUUAUAGAGGCUUUUGUGUUUCUUCCAGAAGACUCAGUUUCUGAUCUGUAGCUUGUAACAGGAGCCUUUAGGCAAGCAUAAAGAAAAAGCAGAAACUACUGUGGAGAGAAGAUGGUGAAUUAGAAGAUGGUGAAAUAGACGAUGCAGGAUUUGAAGAAAUACAAGAAAAAGAAGCAAAAGAGAAUGAAAAGCAGAAAAGUGAGAAAGCCUACAGAAAAUCAAGAAAAAAACAUAAGAAAGAGAGAGAGAAGAAAAAAUCCAAAAGGAGAAAACGUGAGAAACAUAAGCAUAAUUCCCCAUCUAGUGAUGAUAGUUCGGACUACAGCCUUGAUUCAGAUGUUGAACAUACAGAAAGUUCCCAUAAAAAAAGAACUGGUUUCUACAGGGAUUAUGACAUUCCAUUUACUCAGCGUGGACAUUUAUCAGGAAGCUACAUGACAUCAAAGAAGGGUCAACAUAACAAAAAAUUUAAAAGUAAAGAAUAUGAUGAGUACAGCACCUACAGUGAUGACAACUUCGGUAACUACAGUGAUGACAACUUUGGUAACUACGGUCAGGAAACAGAGGAAGAUUUUGCCAAUCAGCUGAAACAAUACAGGCAAGCUAAAGAAACCUCAAAUAUUGCUUUAGGGUCAUCAUUUUCUAAAGAAUCAGGGAAAAAACAGAGAAUGAAAGGAGUUCAGCAAGGUAUUGAACAGAGAGUUAAAAGUUUUAAUGUUGGUCGUGGACGUGGCUUGCCGAAGAAAAUCAAACGAAAAGAACGUGGGGGAAGAACCAAUAAAGGGCCUAAUGUGUUUUCAGUGUCGGAUGACUUUCAAGAGUAUAAUAAACCAGGGAAAAAAUGGAAGAUUAUGACUCAGGAAUUUAUUAAUCAGCACACAGUGGAACACAAAGGAAAACAAAUCUGUAAAUACUUCCUGGAAGGGAGAUGUAUUAAGGGAGAUCAGUGUAAAUUUGAUCAUGAUGCAGAGUUGGAGAAAAGAAAAGAGAUCUGCAAAUUUUAUUUACAAGGAUAUUGUACCAAAGGAGAGAACUGCAUUUAUAUGCAUAAUGAAUUUCCAUGCAAGUUCUAUCAUAGUGGAGCAAAAUGUUACCAGGGAGACAACUGUAAAUUUUCCCAUGAUGAUCUAACUAAAGAAACAAAGAAACUUUUGGACAAAGUGUUGAAUACUGAUGAAGAACUCAUAAAUGAAGAUGAAAGAGAAUUAGAGGAACUUAGAAAGCGUGGCAUAACUCCUCUUCCCAAACCACCUCCAGGGGUUGGGCUUCUGCCAACCCCUCCAGAGCAUUUUCCCUUUUCUGAUCCUGAAGACGAUUUUCAGACAGAUUUCUCUGAUGAUUUUAGGAAAAUUCCAUCUCUUUUUGAAAUAGUUGUAAAACCUACUGUGGAUUUAGCGCAUAAAAUUGGGAGGAAGCCACCAGCAUUUUAUAACAGUGCCUCACCACCAGGACCACAAUUUCAGGGAAGCAGUCCACACCCUCAACAUAUCUAUAGUUCUGGAUCAAGUCCAGGUCCUGGACCUAACAUGUCUCAGGGACACAGUAGUCCUGUGAUGCACCCAGGCUCCCCUGGACAUCACCCAUGUGCAGGACCUCCUGGUCUACCAGUGCCACAGAGCCCACCUUUACCACCUGGUCCACCUGAAAUUGUAGGUCCUCAAAAUCAAGCUGGAGUACUUGUUCAACCAGACACAUCUUUGACACCACCAAGUAUGGGUGGGGCUUACCACUCCCCAGGCUUUCCAGGACAUGUGAUGAAAGUACCCAGAGAGAAUCACUGUUCUCCAGGUUCAUCAUACCAGCAAAGUCCUGGUGAAAUGCAGCUCAACACCAAUUAUGAGUCCCUGCAAAACCCAGCUGAGUUUUACGAUAAUUACUAUGCACAGCAUUCUGUACAUAAUUUUCAGCCACCCAAUAACUCUGGUGAUGGGAUGUGGCAUGGUGAAUUUGCCCAGCAGCAGCCUCCUAUUGUUCAAGACUCACCUAACCAUGGGAGUGGGUCUGAUGGCAGCAGCACUAGGACAGGCCAUGGCCCUCUGCCUGUACCAGGCCUCCUCCCGGCAGUGCAAAGAGCUCUUUUUGUCAGACUUACUCAGAGAUACCAAGAAGAUGAAGAACAAACCAGCACCCAGCCUCAUAGGGCACCAAGCAAGGAAGAAGAUGAUACAGUUAACUGGUAUUCCAGUAGUGAAGAGGAAGAAGGAAGCAGUGUCAAAUCAAUACUGAAAACAUUACAGAAACAAACAGAAACUUUAAGGAAUCAGCAACAACCUUCCACAGAACUCAGCACUCCUACUGAUCCAAGACUUGCUAAAGAGAAAAGUAAAGGAAACCAAGUGGUUGACCCUAGGCUUAGGACUAUCCCAAGGCAAGACAUUAGAAAGCCUUCUGAAUCUGCCCCACUGGAUCUUAGACUUGCGUGGGAUCCCAGGAAAUUGAGAGGGAAUGGAAGUGGUCACGUAGGCUCUUCUGUUGGAGCAAAGUUUGAUUUGCAUAAUGCAAAUGCUGGCACUAAUGUCAAACACAAAAGAGGCGAUGAUGAUGAUGAAGAUACAGAAAGAGAACUGAGAGAAAAAGCUUUCUUAAUACCUUUGGAUGCCUUACCUGGCAUAAUGCUCCAGGAUCCAAGGUCACAAUUGAGACAGUUCAGUCACAUUAAAAUGGACAUUACUCUAACCAAACCCAACUUUGCAAAACACAUCGUGUGGGCUCCGGAAGACUUACUUCCAGUACCUUUACCUAAACCUGAUCCAGUGUCUUCAAUCAAUUUACCUCUGCCCCCACUUAUAGCUGACCAGAGGCUAAAUAGAUUAUGGAAUACAAAAAGUGAUCUUCAUCAAAACACAGUGUCCAUUGAUCCAAAAUUAGCAGCCAAAGCCAAAAUUAAUACAACAAACAGAGAAGGUUACCUAGAACAAUUUGGAGACUCACACAGUUCAGGAGCUAAAUUAGGAGAUCCUAGACUACAAAAAAAUUUUGAUCCUAGGCUUCACAGACUGCCCAAUACAGAGUCUCAUCAAGUGGUUAUGAAGGAUUCACAUACAUCAAAGGGUGCCCCUCACUUAGCCAGAUCAAACCCUGGUUCAUCACAGCCCUCAGGGGCAGGAACUAGCAAUUCUGGUUCCGGGGCUCUGCCUCCAUAUGCCCCUAAACUCUCUUCCUCAGCUGGCCUUCCACUGGGAACUUCAACUUCAGUUCUUAGUGGUAUUAGUUUGUAUGACCCUAGGGAUCAUGGUUCAUCAUCCACAUCAGAGCUAGCAACAGCUUCUUCAGGAGAAAAUUCAAAGAACCAGAAAAAAAGUGGUGGCUUAAAAAGUAGUGACAAAAAUGAACCUUCUCCUGGAGAAGCUAUCCUUCCACAGAAAACCAAUCCAAAUGUGGAAGUCACUCUUGAUGGGCCAGCUGACCCACAGGCAGAUGUUCCCAGGAGUUCUGGUAAGGUUCAGGUCCCAGCAGUGCACAGCCUUCCUGUUCAGGCAUUAACAGGCUUAAUUAGGCCACAGUACAGUGAUCCAAGGCAGGCAAGGCAGCCAGGACAGGGGAGCCCAACCCCAGAUAAUGAUCCCGGUAGAGAAACAGAUGACAAAUCUCUGAAAGAGGUUUUUAAAACUUUUGAUCCAACCGCUUCACCAUUUUGUUAGCUAUUGUGUAAUUGAGCAAUUCUUUUCACUCUUGUGACUAUCUCAGUCCUCUGCUGUUUUGUAACUGGUUUACCUCUAUAGUUUAUUUAUUUUUAAAUUAUAAACACUUUUCAGCUGCUAGUAUCAGAACCACAUGAAGUUAUAGCCUCUAAAGCCUGUGGUAUUUUAUAUAAUAUUUUUAUAACUUUAAGAGACUGUAGUAAUUGACCUAAAAACUUAUGUUAGCUUCAGUAAAAGUACUUUUAUUGUAAAUAAACAAUCAUGAACUCAACACUCUGCCUGAAUAUAUGCCAGUUGUCUUUCAUAAUCAAUGUUUAGAUAAAUGAUUGCCACUUUUUAUAUGGUUGUUUAGUUUCAAGCAAUAUGAUGUACAUUACUUUUGAGAAACAGUAUUUUGACUAGGACCUCUCUAUUUGUCAGCACAGAACUGAUUAAUAUGUAAUGCUAACUGCUAAUUAAAAUGUAAAAUCAAGUAAAGAAAACAUUUUAAAAUUACAAUUAGCAGAGCAGUUCAUGUUUAAGGGCAUCACUUUUAUUAGUAUUGGCAAUAUUAUUUGUGUAAAUGAAGCAUUUGAAUGUCAUAUCUUUUUAAAGUAUUUUAUUGUAUACUGUAUCAUAGAAGUUGGAGGUAUAUAAAUAGAACAUUUUGCUAAAGUGAAAAAUUUCCAAGUUCUCUAGCAUAACUUUUUACAUUUAAUUUUUCAUAUGAAAUAGCAAUUAGUUACUGCUGUGUUACAUUGUGAUGUUUAUGUAUGUCAAUGUUUUUGUCUUUAGCAGCAUAAUUUAUAUUGCUUUUUCAAAUGAUGUAGCUGCAUUAAUUGUGUUCAUCAUGACUUUGGUGAUUUUUAACAAAAUUUUUAAAGACCCAGUGAGAGUCUGUAGUGAUUAUUACACAGAUAAUGUUUUAAAUGUCUAGGUUCUGUAUUUUUUUCUUAAAUAGCAAGAAAAUACAGAUUGCUAGUAUAGUCAACAGUAUUUGGCUAUCAAUAAAGAAUCUCUUUAAGAUCUCACCUGGCUGGCAUUCUGUAACAGAGGGGAUUACCUGGUGUUUUAAGUAUUUAAUGUCCUCAUAGUGUGGAAAUCCCCUAAAUUGAUUAGAAAUUGUAUUUUAUGAAAAAUAACUUGUAUUCAUUCUUGUGUAUUUAUUGCAAUAUAUAAAUAAUGGCAACUCUAUUUGUUUUAUACAUAUAUAAUUUAUAACUGAAUCUAAGUAUUAGACUGCUACUCAUAUUUUGAACUGCAGGUGUAGGACAGUGUUUGCUGGUAACAACUCCAAUGUGUAUUAAUAACUUGAAAAGGAGCAUUUCACUAUAUUUGCUGGUAACAACUCCAAUGUGUAUUAAUAACUUGAAAAGGAGCAUUUCACUAUAAAAGAUAAUGAAAGGUAAUGAAAUCAGUCCUUGAAUGAAAGCAGUGCCCUUGAGAAGGGAUUCUUUUUAAAAUAUACAGUAAAAUAUUUCGUGGGAACCUAACACUCACAUAGCAUAUGGUUUAUUAAUAAUGCAUAUCCUUUCUAAUCACUUCUUCAAUUCUUUUUGCUGCAGUUCUGUGCUAAAAUGGGCUUGUGGUUAAGUGAAAGAGAACUCUACCUAAGAAGUUCAUUGUGUUCUAAGUGGAAGGAGAGUUACUGAAGGGAAUGUGAAUUUUUACUGUUUGUACUUCAGAUACAUUUGUUGUCUAAAAUGGCUCUGGAUAACAUUUUUGGGUUAAAAAAUGUAAUUUAAAGCCACCAUAGAAAGUAUUUUCUGAUUUACUGUCCAAAUGAACUUUGUUGUUAAUUGAGAAGUCAAUAAAAUGGAUUAAACUGACAGAAAAAAACAUAUAUAUAUCCCAAGGUGUAAUUUACUCUUUUGUCAGGAUAAAAUCAGAAAAAUGGCUGAUUUUAGUAAAUGAAAUUUUUAGCAAAUCUUUCAUUCAUGUAGUUUAUAAUUAUUGUCAAGCAAUGCUGUUUACAUUUUAAGCAUCAUACAAAAAAGAGAAUUUGGCUUGCUAAACAUCAAAAUAGAAUCCAAACUCUUAACAGAAUAUCUUUUUUACAACUAAAAGAGAUAUUCCAAGAUUUAUUAAAAAGUCAGGUUUAAAAGUUAUUAAUGCAAAUUAUGUAAUGUUCAUUUAUUCAGUAUUCUUGAGUCCCUAUUACCUCAAUUGGUGUUCUAGAGGCUAUUUUACAAGAAAGUUUGAACUUAGUUUCAAAUUUGACAAUAUAUUUUAUAUGAAAAUGUUUAUGUUUAAAAUAAUUGUUAUUUAUUAUGCAGCAUUUUUAUCGUGAUAACAUUAGUUUAUGGGAUAUUCUGUCAUAUCCUGUAAACAUAGUUUAUUUUUCUUCUUUUUUCCCAUUUUCUCAUACAAAUUGAAUAAGUAGCCAUUUUUCCCCAAUGAAUACCUCUUCUUUUAGGUCAGUUGGUGUUUUUAGAAUCUAUGUAAUUUGAUUUGCAUUGUUAGAUUGAAAAGUAAGUUACGUUCCUGUUCUUAGAAGCCACACAUUUAGAGAUAACAGAAAAAACUUGAGUCUUAAGAGUCUGGAUAGGCUCAUCCAUUGAGAUGUAACUUAACUAUUCAUACUGUUUGUGACGGAAAUUCUACACCUGUUUACUGUGAUGAUGAAUAGAGUGGAUAUAUCAGGGGGUUGAAAUGGAACACACAGAAGAUCAUGACAAUUGAGAUUCAGCAACUACAUUCUCAUAUCUUGGUUAAGACCUGAUUGUGAACCUUGAAAACAAAUCAGAUGUUGGAGUGAUUUCAAACUCUAUUUCAACAAUUGGGUCUGUUUCUAUAUGGACCCUCUAUUUCCCAGCUGAAUGUUUCAAACCCCCAAAUUAGGCUGCAACCAAAAGAGCCUAAUUGUGAAAUGAUGUGCGCUUAUGUUUCUGUUUGUCCUUUAGCCAUGGAACUUUAAAGAGUAGUGUUCCUCCUACUUACUUGAAGCGUGGAAGAAGAGUUGAGUAGUAAAUCCUGUGUGAACUUUUAGCUCAGCUACUCUGCUGAAUUAAUUAGAGAGAGGUAGGAAGGACUUACAAGGGCUGGAAGUUUAAAGAGAAUAAUAUUUUUUGUUCUGAAUUGAUUUCUGUGUAAUUUGUAUCAGUAUCUAGUUGCUUAUCUGUGAAAUUGGGUUAAUUUUUAUUGAUCACGUUUGAUGUAAAGAAUGAAUUAUUUUUGUAAAGUAUUUGUAAAUAUAAAAUUGCUUUAUAACUUGAAUGAACAUAA